CAUAGCCCCAUAAUUUGCUCCUAAGUACAAAAAACAUGCCGAAAUUCUCUCAUUUCAGAUUUUUUGUGUCCCCAUUUCUUCUCUUCUUUAUUUAUCCUAACCCUGCCUGUUCUUCCACAGAAGCAAAUGCUCUACUGAAAUGGAAAGCCAGCUUUGAAAAUCCCAACAAUUCAGUACUAAAUUCAUGGACCUUUGAACCCGUCAAUUCCACCAAGUUUUCUGGCCAUCCAAAAGCAACUGCCAGUGCCAAUCCGUGUAAUUGGUAUGGAGUUUCUUGCAUCUAUGGAAGUGUUCAUGGACUGAACCUCACAAAUGCAAGUAUUCAUGCCACUCUAUAUAAAUUUCCGUUCACGUCUCUUCAAAAUCUCACUUAUAUGAAUCUCAGCAACAACCAAAUUUAUGGAUCCAUACAUGAAGAAAUGGGAAAUCUCAUCAAUCUUGUAGAAGUUGACAUGGGCUCAAACAUGCUGACAGGUUCCAUUCCUCCCACUCUAGGAAACUUGGAUCAGCUACAAAUUUUACACCUUUUCAAAAAUAAACUUGUUGGUUCAAUUCCUCCUGAGGUAGGGAAGCUAAAAUCACUUCAGAGACUAAAUUUAGGGACAAAUAAUCUUACUGGUCCAAUCCCAGCUUCGCUAGGUGAAGCUACAAGUCUAAUUAUUUUGCGCCUCUUCGAUAAUCGACUUUCUGGUUCUAUUCCUACUGAGUUAGGAAAGCUAAAAUCACUCAAGAGACUGUGCUUGAGGAGAAAUAAUCUCACAGGUCCAAUACCAAUUUCUUUAGGUGAUUUAAGCCAUUUAAAUUUUUUGUCCCUACCUCACAACAAACUUUCUGGCUCCAUUCCAAGUGAACUGGGAAAACUGAAAAAACUGCUCAGGCUGACGUUGUAUAGAAAUCGAUUUUCCGGUCAUUUGCCAGAGUUAUGUGGUGGAGGAGUACUAGAAAGAUUAGUUGUGCAUUCCAAUAGACUUUCAGGCCCAAUCCCUCAGAGCUUAAAGAACUGCUCCAGUCUUGUCAGAGUCAGAUUUGAACGCAACCGGUUUUCUGGGAAUCUGUCCGAAGAAUUUGGUGUCUAUCCAAUUUUGGCAUUCAUCGAUCUUAGUGAUAAUAAAUUCUUUGGUGAACUCUCCAUUAAUUGGAAUAGUAGUAAACAGCUACAAAGUCUGAAAGUUGCGAGGAACAACCUUACGGGACGCAUUCCUCCAGAAUUUGGAAAUUUGAGUCAACUACGUCUACUCGAUCUUUCUUCAAAUAAGUUAUAUGGGGAGAUCCCGAAGGAAAUUGGGAAGCUGAUUUCACUUCUGGAACUUCGUUUGAAUGACAACCAACUUUCUAGGGAUAUACCUGAAGAAUUGGGAUCACUCUCAAAGUUGAUAUACCUUGACCUUUCCAGAAACAUAUUGACAGGUCAAAUACCAAGAUAUUUAGCAAACAUCAGGCAAUUGUAUCACUUGAAUUUGAGCAACAACUAUUUUAUCCAAGGAAUACCUAUUCAGCUUGGUAAGUUAAUUCUUGUGUCCGAGUUGGAUAUGAGUAAUAAUUCACUCACUGGAGAAAUACCAUCUGAAUUAGGAAAAAUGUCAAGCCUGGAGAUGUUAAACCUCUCCCACAAUCACCUCUUUGGACUCAUUCCUGAGAGUUUUCAAGAAAUGCCUGGUUCAGUGAACAUUGAUAUAUCCUAUAACGACUUGGAGGGUCCGAUUCCUAAUAGCAAAUCCUUUCAAAAUAUCUCUAUAGAACAACUACAAGGGAACAAAAGAUUGUGCGGAAAUAUUUCAGGAUUACAAAAAUGCAAAAGCAAAAACCCUGAGACACGAAAUGGCCGCAAACUCAUUUUGAUGAUUGCAAUCCCUCUUCUUGGUGCACCUCUGCUUCUAUUUGCUUCAGUUGGGCUCUUCAUCAUGUAUAAACUCAGACAGGGGAAUUCAAUGAAUGAAGAUUAUGAUUGUCUCACCAUAUUCAAUAGAAAACUCACGUAUAAAGACAUCUUAGAGGCCACAAAUGAAUUUGAUGAAGCAUUUUGCAUCGGAAGAGGAGGAUGUGGAAGUGUUUACAAGGCACGACUUUCAUUUCAAAACACGGUAGCAGCAAGAAGACUUCAAUCCUCGUCUGAAAUAGCUAUAGUAGCGGUGAAAAGACUUCAUUCCUUGUCUGAAACGGUGAACCGUAAAGCUUUCCUCACUGAAAUAAGAGCACUGGGAGAAAUCAGGCACCGGAACAUUGUGAAACUUUAUGGUUUCUGCUCAAAUGAUCAACACUCAUUUUUGGUCUAUGAAUACCUUGACAAAGGUAGUUUGGCCAAAGCUCUGAGCAUAGAUGAAGAAGCUAAGACAUUGAAUUGGCCUAAAAGGUUUAAUAUCUUGAAAGGCACGGCUCAUGCUUUGUCUUAUAUGCAUCAUUGUUGUUUGCCUCCAAUUGUUCAUCGAGACAUAUCAAGCAACAACAUUUUGCUUGAUUCACAUUACGAGGCUCAUAUUUCAGAUUUUGGCACUGCAAAGUUUUUGAAAUCGGACUCAUCGAAUUUCAGCACUCUUGCAGGCACAUAUGGCUACAUUGCACCGGAGCUUGCAUACACAAUGAAGGUGACUGAAAAAUGUGAUGUAUAUAGCUUCGGAGUGUUGGCAUUGGAAGUGAUCAAAGGAAAGCAUCCUGGUGACAGCAUUCAAAAUGUAACAACUUUCUCUCCUGGGAAUUUACAGUUGAAAGAUUUGUUGGAUCAAAGAAUUCCGUACCCUACUCGAGAAGAAGAGGAGGUUUUGAUGUCCAUUGUCGAAAUUGCAACCAAAUGCCUUCACUCCAAUCCACAUUUGAGGCCAACCAUGGAACUUGUUUCUGAUAUACUGAUGCAUCCACCACCUUCUCAGGGAAGUCUGGACAAGUGAAACUUGAAUUUCAGGAAAGUUUGCAAAUUAUGCCAAUUGCUUUUAUGCAGGUUUUUCAUUUCAUGCAUUACUGUUAGUUCCAACAAAACUAGGCAAUGAUUUGCAACUCCUUUUUGUAGCUUCACGUUUGCCAUGAAUCUUGCUACUCUGAAGGAUUUGCCUUUCUCAAAUCAAAUUGUAUGGAUUUGCCUCUUGUUUUUUAAGGAAAAUCAUCCCUUCCAGUGUUGUCAUUUAGUGUGUCCAGACUUCCAGCUGGAUUGAUGUGAAUUACAGUGUUUUUAAAGUACGAUGGUGAUAUUCGUGUAUAUACCUGUGGAAGGGAGUUUUGUGUGCUUCACGCGAUAUCAAGAUUUCAACUAUAAAAUGGCCUAUAUAUAGGGUUUGGAUGUAUUCAUUUGUCCAAAGGCUAAUGCCUUCCAUAAAGGUAGAAUCUAAGGAUGGCCACGUUCCGGUUCCCAGGUUAAGAUCCCAAGUCUCCAAGUGGGCCCUCUCGGCCAUCCACGACCUUGGGCUUCUUUUUAAGAAAAAGGUAAAGUUGUCUUGUGAAAAAGUAUAAAACAAGAAAUGAUACAAUUCUUAACGACUCAAAAGAGACAUUAUUAAAUUUGAAUUUCAUCAAUUUUAAACU
Messenger RNA from Olea europaea var. sylvestris, 3510 nucleotides. Its product is annotated as MDIS1-interacting receptor like kinase 2-like. NCBI's taxonomy places the organism in Eukaryota, Viridiplantae, Streptophyta, Magnoliopsida, Lamiales, Oleaceae. Gene Ontology annotation, biological process: protein phosphorylation. Gene Ontology annotation, molecular function: protein kinase activity; ATP binding; protein binding. Bases 36 to 2882 code for a protein of 948 amino acids. The transcript is spliced from 3 exons. The record is from RefSeq and is a predicted model, not a curated record.